AUGGUGCAGAGGAUAUCCUUCGCGAUCCUCCUGUUCACGGCUGGUCCCGCCGCGGCCUUACUGGGGACGCUUGAGAAGAAAGUUCUCGGUUGUAUUACAGAUAACAGCACAGCGGGCUCGUAUUCUAAGCUGGAUGCGAUUUCGCCACGUUUCCUUCUCUACGAUGAGCCCUCUGAUGAACCCAUGUAUACCAUUUAUUGGGAUAGGGUGGGAGGACCGGAGCCCUUGCGUGUGCGGAGGAUGUUGAGCUCAGUUGCGAAGCUCGUCGUUGUGAUUCAUGGUUUCAAAGAGACAUCCGAUAGCGGGUGGAUGCAGGAAAUGGCGAGACUCCGGACAUCAGAAGACGGUACUUCAGUCAUGCUCGUCGAUUGGCGAGAAGGGGCGCGUAUGAAGAAAGCGAUUUCGCUCGUCAGAGACUACACACUUGCAGCAUCAUACGUACCCAUGUUGGGUUUCGCUCUGGCUUCACUCGUGCGACGGCUCAUGAUUACGAACCGUAUCCAUCCUGAUCGAGUUGAGUGCGUAGGCUUCAGCCUCGGAGCUCAAAUCGGCGGAUACUUCACGAAAUAUUUGAUGGAACAUAAACUCAAGAUCUCCAAAACUACUGCUGGAUAUAUUCCCCUCCUCCCAGCUCUGGACGCCGCAGCGCCGAUAUUCGUCAAUCAGGGAAUCAUGCCCUCGAAGAAAAAUGUGCGAUUCCUUGAAGUUGUUCACACCUCGGCGAGCGACGGAUCUCUGAGCAACGACGCAGAAGGACGCCUCGGUAUCGACAAGAAUUUUGGUCACGUGGAUUUCUACCCAAACGGUGGUCGACAACAACCUGGAUGCUCUGAGUGUCAGUGUCUUCACAUUUUUCCGCACAGAAUCGUUUUCUGCUGGUCUCGGGAUGACGACCAUCUGAAAUCGUGUACUGUAUUCGCUGCGGCCGAAUCUGGAAAUGGGGCUCUGAUGAAUCUUCUCCUUCAAGGGGUUUUCACCAUUUGUCACCAUAGACGAGCCCACGAACUCUACCUGGAGGCUUUGAGGAAGAAUUCCUGCCGCUUCAGAGGUUACAGAUGUGAUUCAUACAAAAAGGCGCUCAGAGGAGACUGUGAUCCCAGAAUCUCGCCCAGGUUUUAUAUCGGCAUGCCUUUCAAUCGCUGCAAGCUCGGCACCGCCUGCAUUUUCAACGUCCCUACAUCCUCGAAGCCUCCGUACUGCUAUUCGCUCUCGUCAGCGCAACCAAGUUUAAAUGAUCGUCACGCCGACCAGCGGAAUAGGCUCUGA
Galendromus occidentalis (western predatory mite) is the source of this 1266-nucleotide messenger RNA. Its product is annotated as pancreatic lipase-related protein 2-like. Gene Ontology annotation, molecular function: lipase activity. The transcript has 6 exons. Gene Ontology annotation, biological process: lipid catabolic process. The coding region runs from base 1 to 1266 and encodes 421 amino acids. Lineage: Eukaryota; Metazoa; Arthropoda; Arachnida; Mesostigmata; Phytoseiidae. The record is from RefSeq and is a predicted model, not a curated record.